AUGUCGCCGGACGAGCUCCAUCGCACAAUGACCGAGAUUGACACCGACAGAGACGGCUUCAUUGAUUUGAAAGAGUUCAUCGACUUUCACCGUGAGGAUUGGAUUCACCGCGAUGCUUUUGACAUGUAUGAUAAGGAUAAGAACGAUUUCAUCUUUGUUGUUGAGUUGCACACUGUGUUGAAGAGCUUUGGCGAGGGCUGCUCGUUGAAUGAUUGUCGGAAGAUGAUCAGUUCUGUCGACGGUGACGGUAGCAUUAAUUUUAAUGAAUUUAAGAAGUUGAUGAACAG
Messenger RNA from Ilex paraguariensis (yerba mate), 287 nucleotides. NCBI's taxonomy places the organism in Eukaryota, Viridiplantae, Streptophyta, Magnoliopsida, Aquifoliales, Aquifoliaceae. The record is from the annotation of a GenBank genome assembly.